AUGUCAACAUCUACCCAAAACACUUAGUCAUUUAAGUUUCGAUCCAAAAUAAGGUAUCUAUUCUAAUCACAACACCAAAAGUUUCUUUUAGGAGACUCAAUAGCCAACCAAAAUUAUCAAACAUUAUAAAGAAGAACUCAAAAAUAUAUUAGAUUAUCUUUAAGAACGAGCAACUCUUAUUCCCAUAUCAAAACCAAAUUAAACUAUACUCUACAUCCAAACCUAUUACAAAAUUGGUUACAAAAGCACAUUUUGUGAUGAAACCAAAGACCACUUUGAAAAUUUAAUUGAAGAAAUUAAAUUAAAUAUAUUCAAAAAGUAAUCAUCAUUAUAUUUAUUAUUUAGAUAUCCAUUUAUAUCUAUUAUACAUGAAAAACUUAAAUAACAUACUUAACAUUACAUUCAUAUAUAAUUUUAAUAAUAAAAUGAUAAUCAACUUGUAUUAUAUUCAAAACAAUAUUCCAAAGAAUAAUUAACACCUAAAUUAAUAUGUGAUCUUAUUUGGAUUUCUUUACAUAAAUUCAAUCUUACAAUCAAUCUUGAUUGCAUUAAUAAAUAUAUUUAAUCUUUAAAAGAAGAUCAAAAUUCAUAAAAUAAUAUCUUAGAUGGAAUUAAAAUUACCAUUCGUUAAAAAGAAUCUAAUUAAAUUGAAAAAAAUUCAACUCCAAAAAGAUCAACACAAAAUCUUCAUUCAAUUUUUAAUAGCAUGUCUAAAACUGAAACUCAUAAACCAUAAGAUACAUAAAUUAAAUCAUAUUAUUCUCCUAUUAAAUCACAAACUAUAAUCAAUCAAAAUGUAAUUAGAUUAUUUUCACAAACCUAAAUUGUUAAUUCAAAUAAUUAAGCUUAAUUUAAUGAUUUAAUAUCAAAUAUCAAUUAUGAAGUUGAAGUAACUGGUAAUUAAAUUUAAUCCGUUAAAUAAGUUUUAAAUCUUUAACAAAUAUAUCAAGAGAAUUAAGAUCAUGCUAAUGUUUCAAUUACUCUUAAUAGAAGUGAUCUAAUCAAAUGUAUCAUUAAAGCACCUGAGGAUUCUAAUGUUAAUGUCUUCAUUAACAAUAAUAAUAGUAAAGUUCUAUCUUAUGAUUAUAUUUAAUCAGCAUACAUAUUUUAUGGUAAACAAUAGGAAGAAUAUACAGUUGAAGUUAUUAAAAAAGACUAUUUUGAAUAAAGACGUUCAAUUUUUUUAUAAGGAAAUUCAGAUGUUAUAAUUCAAUUUGAUUUAAUAAGUUAAGUAUAAACAACCAUGAAAUUUAGAGUAUAUGAUUUAAUACAAUAAGAUGAAAAUAAUCAAAUAGAUAAUUGUAAAUUAGAAAUUACUAAAAUUAAUACAUCAAAUGAAGAACCUUUUAUUGAUAUGACUAAUGAUUAAGGCAUUUUUAUAUGUCAAGGAGUUAUGUUCAAUAAAAUCAAAGUUUAAGCCUCUAAAAAAGGUUUUCUAAAUAUAUCAUAUGAAUUCGAUGUUAAUGCAAAUAAAGCUGGAGAAUUUUAUUAAAUUCCUAUGAUUCCUGAUUAUUAUAGUUUGAUCAACUAAUAUCAUAUUCUAAUUUAUAUACCAAAUUCUAAUAAUUAUUAGUUAGAUUUUAAUUUGAUUUGUUCAGGUAUUUAAUAUAUUUAACUAUUUAGAUGGUAUUAAAUUAAAUACCAAAAAUAGAGUUCAUCAAAAUAUGAAAUCAAAAUUGGAUAUCAAAAAACUAAAUUAAAAUAGUAUGUUAUAUAAUUUUUCUCUGCAUAUCUCUUGUUUAAAUCCAUUCGUAAAUAAUAAUCAAUUUUAAUUCAUGAUUGCCAAUUAACUUAAUAAAAGGAAAUCACUGAAUGCAAAUAAUGAAGGAAUAAUUAAGGAGAAUAAUACUAUUAAUUAUUUGGCAGAUGUUGCUAGUUAACGUAUAAUGAAUUAUGCAAUUGAAGAAUCGAUUAGAAUUUUCAUUACUUAUGGACAUUUGGUUAUUGAUACAUAAGUUGUAUCAACUAAUUAAUUAUUAUAAUAAGAAAAAUGCUUUGGAAUCAUUGAUUGUAUAUUUUUAUAUUAUAGUAGUGGAUAAGAGACAUUUUGUAAAAGAAAAUGAAGUUAUAUAGCAAACAAAGAAAUAAUAAAAUAUGAAAAAAAUAAAUUCCUCAUUCGAUAUGACUACAAUUUUAUCAUAAAUUACUAAUCAAUAAGUUAAUAAAUGA
Paramecium primaurelia is the source of this 2169-nucleotide messenger RNA. NCBI's taxonomy places the organism in Eukaryota, Ciliophora, Oligohymenophorea, Peniculida, Parameciidae. The record is from the annotation of a GenBank genome assembly.